Molecule: messenger RNA, 369 nt
Organism: Rotaria socialis
Lineage: Eukaryota; Metazoa; Rotifera; Eurotatoria; Philodinida; Philodinidae
Source: the annotation of a GenBank genome assembly
AUGUCAAACGAACUUAUCCUUCAUGUUUGGGAUUCGUUAACAGCUGCAGAUGUCAUAUACAGUUUCUCGCAUCUUAAUGCUCGUAUUAAUUCGUUGUUGUCAGAAUUUUGUGAACUUUACAAACAAUUGGACUUACGUUAUUGUUCAUUAUCAGUUUGCCGAUUUCUUUGUCAUAAAGUACCAACUAUGAUUGAAUGGCGUCUUGGUCUUACUGUUCUUAAAUUAGGUAAUCGAGAUCGAUGUUCUCAAAUGGAUAUGUUUGCAGACGAAGUAGCAAAAUCAAUCGUCCGGGGUCAUUUUGCAAGGCAAGGAAAAUCAUUUAAUAACGCACCUAAAAAUAUCUUCCGUAUCUUGAUGACAUAUACAUAA